CCAAAUAUUCGCAGGGAAGGUAAGUAAACAGAUAAUGUGCCUCGAACCUUGCUCGGGAAUCCAGGAAGAAUGUCGACCUGUCCUCAAUAUACUACACCACACUUUUCAAUCCCGCUGACAACCUUCCAGAUGACGAUUUUCCAAAUACUGGGUGGUCGAUAGGCCCUUGCUGGAUCUCACACAGCGGUCAUCCAGACACUUGGGAAUGAGUAAUGCCUGGGCGGCGAAAAAAAGUGAAAAUGGAGGUAGCCGUCCCGCUAGAGCAUUCGAUCUUCCGGAGUUAGCCGGACGGGUUCUUACCCGCCAUGACAAACGGUUGACGGAACGAGAUAAGGCCUAUACCCUUAGGCUCCAGAGUCACCUUACGGAAGCGUACUUGCUUGCCCAUGAGCCAUGGUGCCACCUGAAUACAUCCAGAGCAAGUUCAGCGACCCUCCUGUCAUGUUCUUUGGUAUUGGCCUCCAGUGGACUUGCUUCCCGUUGCCCAGACUACUAUCUCUUCCCCAAGAGAUGGAGAGCUAAAGCUCCUGUCCCUUCUCGGGGACAUUCGUCGCGCUAUUCGGGGGCCAAUCGAAUCCUGGGAAAUCAGUCACCCAGCACGAACAUGACGCGAGUGAUGUGUAUAACCGACAACAGCUUGGACACAUUGUCUCGCCAGCCUCUUAGUAACACUGCGGAAGCUCUGUGUGGGCUCACGGGAAGGUGCCAAAGUGAUACAUAGACUGGUUGAUCUCAAGGAAUGCAGGAGAUAUGUUGGAAUCAUGAUGCCGUUGCAGUGCUGUACACCUCCAUGAUUGCGUUUGUGUUUGCCACAUUCACGCUCACAUCGUCGCUUGCAUUCGCCUUC
This is a messenger RNA of Cantharellus anzutake, 847 nucleotides long. RefSeq lists its product as uncharacterized. Lineage: Eukaryota; Fungi; Basidiomycota; Agaricomycetes; Cantharellales; Hydnaceae. The coding region runs from base 206 to 721 and encodes 171 amino acids. The record is from RefSeq and is a predicted model, not a curated record. The transcript has 5 exons.